UUUAAUUCACGCGUCGAUAGAUCUCACUGCGUUCACGAGUGUCUCUUUCUUUCAAAUUUUAGGCGAAGCGUUUAUGGAUCUUCCAAGAAUUGUUUAUCUAAAGCUGCAUUUUCAAACAAAAUAGAACCAUUUUAUCUAUUUUAUAUAUUUGUAAACUUAUUCUACUUUGUUAUAUAAACGAUAAAGUAUAAAGUUAUACUUGAAUCUUUUAACUAUCAUUCAAAUAAACAGCAAUAUGGUGAAUGAUAAAAACGAUGAUACAAAAGUUGAAAAAUCCAACGAGGAUGAGAAUCAGUCAAAAAUGACAGCUGCAGAAGAACGGUCGGAAUAUUUUAAAAAUCUAGAGAAAUGGUUACAUGAAGCUUAUGCUUGGCAGAGCGUAGCUGCAAUGUUUCCAUACUACUUAAUGUCUGGUCAAAUAAUAAACCCAACAUCUGGUGUACCACCAUUCCCAUCACAAAUACCAAAUGUGACAAAUCCGCAUAGGUUAAUCAUUGAUACAAACAGUCAGGAGAAUGAUCAACUCAGGCAAAGAAGAGCCCAAGAUACUGUAGGACCUCCAUUCCAACCUCCUGGAGCUGAAGGUUUUGAAUAUCGUAUACCUCCAAUAUGGAAAAGAUUUGCUGCAGAGCUUAUAGAUUCGACAAUGCUGUUUCUGUUAAAAUUAUGCAUUACUUUUAUUGCAAUUGAUGUUUUUGAUUUCAUAGAUAUAGAUGAACUAGAUUUGGUAAGAGCAAAUUUUCGUAUUGAUUACAAAAUGGCUUUAGAAAUGACAUAUGGAAUAUUAAUAUUAGACAUAAUUCAUCGUUUGAUCGUGUGUAUUUUCGAGGCAUUCUGGCUCCAGCAUGGCGUGAAUGGCCGUAUCGGUGGUACAACACCAGGAAAGUCUAUGAUGGGAUUACGAGUUGUUCAGUGCCGAAGUGUUACACCCGUUGAUCGACCUGAUGAUCCUGAUGUUGUAAUUGUUUCACCAGGAACAGAUUUAGGCUUGCCACUUGCGUUUGGCCGAUCGGUGGUAAAAAAUAUGAUCCUAGCAUUUUUAUUUCCACUGUGCUUUGCAUUAUAUUUCUUUAGAUUUAAUAGGACCGUUUAUGAUCUUAUUUGCAAUUCUAUCGUGGUAGAAGACCCCUACAGAAAUUUAAAUAAUAAUAGACUCCAUCAACAGUAAAUGUCUGUUACAUAAACUCAGAAAAAAAUGAACUGAGUCUAAGUUAUAUAUGUUGUAUGUUUGCGAGAGCGUCUAUUAUUAUAUGUACAUACAUAGAUGUUUAAAUUAAAUAUACCAAUGUUACAAAGUAUUUUUCUAAAUAAUAAUUUGUAUCUGUAACAAUGUACUAUGGAACAUUACUCAAAUAUUUAGAGGCUGCUUAAAAUCGAACACUUAGCUAUUAUGAAACUGACAAGGAUUGUACAAAUUCCAACUGUUGCAGUUAUUAAUAAAUCAUUUUAUAACUUA
Messenger RNA from Osmia lignaria (orchard mason bee), 1456 nucleotides. RefSeq names its product protein FAM8A1. Lineage: Eukaryota; Metazoa; Arthropoda; Insecta; Hymenoptera; Megachilidae. The record is from RefSeq and is a predicted model, not a curated record.